Messenger RNA from Larimichthys crocea (large yellow croaker), 1726 nucleotides. RefSeq names its product GS homeobox 1 (gene gsx1). The record is from RefSeq and is a predicted model, not a curated record. Gene Ontology annotation, biological process: regulation of DNA-templated transcription. The coding region runs from base 659 to 1384 and encodes 241 amino acids. Lineage: Eukaryota; Metazoa; Chordata; Actinopteri; Sciaenidae. Gene Ontology annotation, molecular function: DNA-binding transcription factor activity, RNA polymerase II-specific; sequence-specific double-stranded DNA binding. Gene Ontology annotation, cellular component: nucleus. The transcript is spliced from 2 exons.
AUUACCAAAAAUAAACUUUGUGCCUGUACGUCAGGUUUCACGCAUCGUGACGUCAUACCGACAGUCUUUGAACGGCUCAUUCUGUUUUAUUACUUCAUUCAAUCAGAGGAGGCGGGGCUUCACGCACGGCGCGCGGGGCUCCUCCGUGACAGAGCCGCCUUUGUUGCGGUUAUCCACCGCUGUCACACACUUUAAUUCAACUCAUUGAAAACCCGCACAAUGACGCACAAAGAGAGGCGCGCGCUGAAAACCUGAAAACUAAAAUUAAACUAAAAACUGAAAAACUGUUUAUCUUUACAGAGAGAGGCGGGAAAACAACACCUGAAGAGUUAACCUCGCACACACACACACACACACACACACACACACACACACUUGAUGAAGUUAAACUGAUGAUGAUCAUGAUGAAGAUGAUGCUGAUGCUGAUGCUGAUAAAAGGGAUGGGCGGGGCCGCCCCUCUCGUGUGGGCGGGGUCGUUAAUGUGCCUCUGGUCUGAAAAAACCCUUUAGAGUCUCUCAGAGUCACAUGGCCGAACCGGGUCCGGGGCGGGCGGGUAUUUAAGGGGCGUCGGUGAGUCUUCAGCACCACUUCGCUGUCCGCCAUCCGGAGGAGAGCACACUGAGUCCGAGUCCCACAAACGAGCAACAAGUCCGCCACCAUGCCGAGGUCUUUCCUGGUGGACUCCUUGAUUUUAAGGGAGACCAGCGAUAAGGGGAGCGACAGCAGCGCGCCGUUAUUCCCGUACGCCGUGCACUCCCCGCACCACCCGCACGGGCUGCCGGGUUCGUGUCACUCCAGGAAAGCGGGUCUGCUGUGCUUCUGUCCGCUGUGCGUCACCGCGUCCCACCUGCACCCGUCCCCUCCGGCGCUGCCGAUCCUCAAGGCGUCUUUCCCGCCGUUCAGCUCGCAGUUCUGUCCCACGAGCCUGACGAGGCAGCACACUUCAUCUAACAGCCUGAGCCACGCGCCGGGACUCUACCCGGCCGCGUACUCGGUCCCGGACCCGCGUCAGUUCCACUGCAUCUCCAUCGAAAAUAGCAACGGCAAACUUCAGAGCAGCAAGCGCAUGCGCACCGCCUUUACCAGCACGCAGCUCCUGGAGCUGGAGCGCGAGUUCACGUCCAACAUGUACCUGUCCAGGCUGAGGCGCAUCGAGAUUGCCACGUACCUGAACCUGUCAGAGAAACAGGUGAAGAUAUGGUUCCAGAACCGCAGAGUGAAGCACAAAAAGGAGGGCAAAAGCAGCGGAACCAGAACCGGGACUCACAACUGCAAGUGUUCGUCCCUGUCGACCGCGAGGUGUUCGGAGGAGGAGGACGAUGACAUGCCGGUCUCUCCAUCCUCCUCCGAGAAGGAGGACGUGGACCUGUCGGUCUCCCCCUGAACUCUGCCCCUCCCCCAUAAAGAUUCUGAAAACAGCCAAAAACAGACUGACCCGGUUCGGUUCGUGUAAAUACAGAGAAUAUUUAAUCAGGGACUCUCUGACUGACUGUAUACUUGUUGUACGCUUGUUUGUAGUUUUUUUCUGAAAACGCUCCGUUUGUGUCUCCAAAUGUCCAAAAGAUGGUUCUGAUGGUUCUGAUGUCACAUGUGUCACAUGAAGACAAAGUGCUGCUGGUCCGAUGUGGAUCAGUUUUGGACACAAAGAGUCAAAUUAACGUCUGAAAAUAUUUAUUUAUUUAAAAAUGUUCAUAAUUAAAAUAAAAAUAUUUCUGAGAAGAAAAAC